Messenger RNA from Gastrolobium bilobum, 479 nucleotides. Its product is annotated as ATP synthase gamma chain, chloroplastic-like. Bases 147 to 449 code for a protein of 100 amino acids. Gene Ontology annotation, biological process: proton motive force-driven ATP synthesis. The record is from RefSeq and is a predicted model, not a curated record. The transcript has a single exon. NCBI's taxonomy places the organism in Eukaryota, Viridiplantae, Streptophyta, Magnoliopsida, Fabales, Fabaceae. Gene Ontology annotation, molecular function: proton-transporting ATP synthase activity, rotational mechanism. Gene Ontology annotation, cellular component: chloroplast thylakoid membrane.
CCUUCUUUGUCUGAUCCUUCUUCUCUCUCCUUUGGUUGUGUCCUCAACCUUUCUUAGCUUCCUUCUCAAAACUCUCCUGCUUUCACCCACUCAAGAUCCUCUGUUAACACCAUUCGGUGAAGAACACCCAGAAAAUUACAGGGGCAAUGAAGCUUGUUGCUGCUGCAAAUGUCAGAAGAGCACACGAAGCUGUUGUUAAUGGCAGACCUUUCUCAGAGGCACUUGUUGAAGUCCUUUACAACAUCAAUGAGCAGCUCCAAAAUGAAGACAUAGAUAUCCCCCUCACGAAAGUUAGGCCUGUGAAGAAGGUUGCCCUGGUUGUAUGCACAGGAGAUCGAAGUCUUUGUGGGGGUUUCAACAAUGCAAUCCUAAAGAAAGCUAAGGCCAGAAAUGUUGUAUUGAAGGAUCUUGGUCUUAGUUGUACUGUGAUUAGUGUUGGUAAUAACUAAAAAGGGUAAUUCUUAUUUCAUUCAUACCAG